AUGGAUGAAGAGGACCAAGAAGUGUCCUUUUACGGACCCAGCUGCACCACCCAAUUCUUCUACUGGCUAGAGGAAAUAACCAUGAACCAAGACGGCGACGAUCGGGACGUCAUCAUCAUCUUCCACAACCUCAAGGGCUACGACGGCAUGUUUCUCCUUGACUACUGUUACCAUCAUCACCGAGAAGUCACCAACCAGAUCACCCUCGGUACCAAAAUCCUCUCCUUCAAGACGGAUCGCCUCACCUUCAAGGACUCGCUCUGCUUUCUUCCCAUGCCGCUGGCCAACUUUCCCGCCACCUUCGGCAUCCAAGAAUUGACCAAGGGUUUCUUCCCUCAUCUCUUCGACACCCUACAAAACCAAGAGUACCGGGGACCCAUGCCUCCAGCCUCCAGCUACGAUCCUGACGGUAUGUCCACCAAGAAAAAAUCCGAAUUCAAGCGCUGGUAUGCCGACAAGGUCCACAAUAACUACACCUUCCAUCUGAAAAGGGACAUGGAGGCUUACCGCAUCAGCGACGUCAAGCUCCUCAAAGCGUGCUGCCAGAAAUUCCGACAGCAAUUCAAGUAAAAGGCCGGCUUUGACCACAUGGAAA
Messenger RNA from Orbicella faveolata, 595 nucleotides. RefSeq lists its product as uncharacterized. The record is from RefSeq and is a predicted model, not a curated record. Lineage: Eukaryota; Metazoa; Cnidaria; Anthozoa; Scleractinia; Merulinidae.